Eurytemora carolleeae is the source of this 1357-nucleotide messenger RNA. Its product is annotated as GTPase IMAP family member 7. The record is from RefSeq and is a predicted model, not a curated record. The coding region runs from base 112 to 1125 and encodes 337 amino acids. The transcript is spliced from 2 exons. Lineage: Eukaryota; Metazoa; Arthropoda; Copepoda; Calanoida; Temoridae. Gene Ontology annotation, molecular function: GTP binding.
CGGCAUAUACUGUGAACGUGUUUAUAUAUAAGAAAGCCUUCCUCUCUUUAUUUUGCAGUUUUAAGCAGUUCACAUUGAGGGUACAACACUAUAAAAAGAGGAACUCUAGCCAUGUCUUACAGCCACGACCCCUCGACACCUACUUAUAAAGGGGUGACAGUAACCCAUUCAAUAAAUAAUAAUGGUUUAAAAAAGCUCUUGAUAAUAGGAAAGACAGGAACAGGGAAGAGUACUCUGUGUAACGUACUAACUGGAAAUGAUCCCAAAGCUAAAAUCUUCCCAGUUUCCUCAGAUGCUGAGUCCUGCACCCAGGCAACUAAGUUUGCUAAUGUUUGGUUUAAUGGGGAUAAAUCCAAACAUAUCUCUCUGAUUGAUACUAUUGGAUUUGAUGAUGCUACUAAGAACGAUGAUGCUGCUAUUAUUGCAGAACUGGUUGGGAAGCUCAGAGAUGAUUGUGACCAUGUCAAUCUGUUUGUGAUUGCUGUCAAUGGACAGAAUCCAAGACUUGAUGGCUCUCUGCUCACAAUGAUCAGGAUCUUUGAGGGAAUGUUCUCUAAAGAUUUCUGGAAGCAGGUUAUCAUUGUGUUCACACGUAUCCCACAAGAUGCUAAAACCAAGAAGAGGAGAGAGAAACAGAAUGAUAAAAGUGAUGAAGAUCUUGCUGCAGACUAUAUCAAGCUAGUGGAGAGACAGUUCAAGGAUUGUACAGGAUUGAAAUAUCUCUACAUGGAUGCUACAUAUGACAAAGAAGAUGAGGAUGAAACAGAUGCUUUUGAGACUGCUCUCACUGAACUCUGGAAAACCUUGAAGAACUGUCCACCCCUCUCAACAGAUCAUGUCCAACAGGUUGAGACAGAUAAUGCUAAACUUAAGAGACAGAUUGAGGAGCAGAAACAGGCAAGAGAGGAUGCGGAGAAAUUGCUGAGGGAAGAAUUGGAAAAGCUGAAAGCUGAAAACAAGAAUCUCAGUGAUAAAGAGCUGGAGAAAAAACUGGAGAAGUUGGUCAAGAAUCAUGAAGAUCAAGGAUUUUCUGUUGAGAAUGCGAUUUCUGACGUUACUAGUUGGGCUACUAUAGGCCUUCUUAAGUUCUUGAGGGUCCUGCUGGAGCCGCCAUUGGGGCUGUAAUAGGAGGUGUAAAAACCUUGGCCAGACUUUUUAGAAGAUAAAUUUGUAUCCGUAAUUGAAAUUUGAAUAAGCCUGGAAAUAUGAACCAUAAAUAUACGGAUAUGUGACUGGUUACCAGAUUAUGAAUAUGGAAUUAUAAUGUAUAUGUAAACAUGUAACCUAGAUUUAAGUUUGUCGUUUAUUUUUAGAAACAUAAAUCAUGAUUUAUAAUAAAUAAAGUAUUGAGCUCUUA